This is a messenger RNA of Gadus macrocephalus (Pacific cod), 1709 nucleotides long. RefSeq names its product keratin, type II cytoskeletal cochleal-like. Gene Ontology annotation, biological process: intermediate filament organization; keratinization. The record is from RefSeq and is a predicted model, not a curated record. NCBI's taxonomy places the organism in Eukaryota, Metazoa, Chordata, Actinopteri, Gadiformes, Gadidae. Gene Ontology annotation, molecular function: structural constituent of skin epidermis. Gene Ontology annotation, cellular component: keratin filament. The transcript has 8 exons. Bases 135 to 1694 code for a protein of 519 amino acids.
AUAGUCAGCGGCGGCCAUAGAGAAGGCACUUAGAGGAACUUGACUCUCCUCUCUGUGAGCUCCAUUACUCCUACCUGCCUCCGUCCUUUCUCUCCUCCUCCGCUCUCCGGUCAGAGGAAACACAAGCAUCCAGGAUGCAGGUGUCAUCAAGCAGAAGAUCCUUUACCUCCAGCUCAAAGGCUGGCGGCGGCGGCGGCGGCAGCAGCUUCGGCUUCAGCUCUGGCGGCGGCGGCGGCAGCAGCUUCGGCUUCAGCUCUGGCGGCGGUGGCGGUGCCAGAAGCAGUUUUUCCUCCCAAUCUAUGGGAGGAGGUGGAGGCAUGAGGAGGUCGGCAUCCAGCAGCUAUGGCGCAAGAUCGGGAGGCUUCAGUUCGGGUAGCAUGAUGGGUGGCGGUGGCGGUGGCAGUUUCCUAAUGUCCAGCGGCGGCGGCUUCGGCGGCGGCGGCAUGGGCAUGAGCAUGUAUGGUGGAAUGGGCAUGGGAAUGGGUGGCGGUGGCGGCGGAAUGGGUGGCGGAAUCGUCGCCGUCACCUCCAACCAUAGCCUGCUGGCCCCCAUGAACGUUGACAUCGACCCCAACAUCCAGACCGUCCGCACCCACGAGAAGGAGCAGAUCAAGGGCCUCAACAACCGCUUCGCCUCCUUCAUCGACAAGGUGCGCUUCCUGGAGCAGCAGAACAAGAUGCUGGAGACCAAGUGGAGCCUGCUGCAGGAGCAGACCACCUCCCGCUCCAACAUCGACGCCAUGUUCGAGGCCUACAUCGCCAACCUUCGCAGACAGCUCGAUGGCCUGGGCAACGAGAAGAUGAAGCUGGAGGGAGAGCACAGGAACAUGCAGGGUCUGGUAGAGGACUUCAAGAACAAAUAUGAGGAUGAAAUCAACAAACGUGCAUCCGUGGAGAACGAGUUUGUGCUGCUCAAGAAGGGUGUGGAUGGCGCUUACAUGAACAAGAUUGAGCUGGAAGCUAGAGUUGAUGCCCUUCAAGAUGAAAUCAACUUCCUCAGAGCAGUUUACGAAGCGGAGCUGCGUGAGCUCCAGGGACAGAUCAAGGACACGUCGGUCAUCGUCGAGAUGGACAACAGCCGUGGUCUGGACAUGGACUCCAUCGUGGCUGAAGUGCGCGCCCAGUACGAGGAAAUCGCCAACCGCACCCGUGGCGAGGCCGAGGGCUGGUACAAGCAGAAGUUCGAGGAGAUGCAGACUUCGGCUGGCCAGUACGGCGAGAACGUCCGCAACACCAAGAGCGAGAUCGCCGAGAUCAGCCGCAUGAUCAGCCGCCUGCAGAACGAGAUCGAGAACGUCAAGUCUCAGCGUGCUUCAUUGGAGGCCCAGAUCGCAGAGGCAGAGCAGCGCGGUGAGCUGGCGGUAAAAGACGCCAAGCUCCGCAUCAGGGAACUGGAGGAGGCCCUGCAGAGAGCCAAGCAGGACAUGGCCCGCCAGGUGCGCGAGUACCAGGAGCUCAUGAACGUCAAACUGGCCCUGGACAUUGAAAUCGCCACCUACAGGAAGCUGCUGGAGGGAGAGGAGAGCAGGAUUGGCUCUGGCACAUCGACUGCCCAUAUCUCGAGCUCCAUAAGCAGCUCCAGCUCCGGCGGCGGCGGCGGCGGCGGCGGCGGCGGCUUCGGUAAGCGCCCUCUUCAUCGAUGGCCCUCUUCGCUCCUUGAUGAUGUCCUUAAGACUUGUCUCGUAUUCUUAUGAACCAUGAUGAGGUGG